ACCGAAUGAUAUGUAGCGCAACAUAUUUUUAAAAAAAAAAAUUUUUUUCUUAAAAAACCUUUUAUUUUUCUUAAAAACACUUUUCUGAGCGGUAUACUCUCAUUUCUAGUCAAAUGAAAGUCAUUGCUAAGCAAAAAAGCCGCAUGUCCGCCUGCUCAUGUGAAAGCUCCCCACUGUGCAGUAGUGCUCUUUUAUUUUUAUUCUUACCGUUUUAAUGUUCUGUUUCUUUCACAAUCAAAUUGGUGUAUUGUGAAAAUAUUCAUCGAUACCUCAUUUCUUUUUUACAUUUCUACUUGACAAACUUUUGAUGUUGUAAUGAAAAUGAAUCAAAAAACAAAACUAUUAUAUGCAAGAUUUUCGUUGAAUAAAUAUUUUUACAAAAGUCAUUAAUGUUUUUUUUUGUUUAUAGGUUAAAAUGACCAUUUGGGUUUUUCAUUUCUCAUCUUCAAAAUUUUUUAUCUGAUAGGUGCUGUUCAUAGAAAUAAACUAUCUAUAAGCAUAUAUUUCAGAAAUGCUGAGUUUCACAGAAAGAAAUUCGAUUAUGUUACUAGAAAAUUCAUUUCGUAGAAAUACGUUGUUUGACCAGGUGCAUUUUAAGUUAGAAAUAUCAUAUUAUACAUGUUUAGGUGAUAAUCCGACGAACUGAUGCAAACUAACAAAAGGAUACACUUGAGUUACGAUCUCAGAGUCAUUUUUCCAAUAUAGAAUUCCGUUGACAUCUAUACUCUAUUAUCAAUGAUGAUCAUAUGAAUUGAUAUGAUUCAUAAGUUAGGAGGUUAGCAAAAGUCAUAUUUUCGCUUUGUGAAAGUUGUUGUCGAUCCGUUUCUAAGGAUUAAUUAUAGUAUCAUAAUUUACUUCAUGUUAUUGCUCGUUUGUUUGUAACUUCUUUAUUAAAUAUUUUAAAGACUUCUGGAAAGAUAUUGUGUAGUUAAUACUGCAAAAGUCUAAGUAGAGUUUGCACCCUCAAGUAAUUCAGUAUAGUCUAAUGAAAGAUUAAAUCAAUAGAAAACGACUUUGAUAGUGCAAAAUUGCAUACUUUUUCGAUCUGAUACCAAAACAUUAUAAAUACAGGUGAAUAUUCAGAGUUGUUGACCUUUGAGUUUGAGUACUAUAUUAAACUAAUCUUAUAUUCAGAAUCAACACGAAAUCUACAUCAUAUAUAAUAUUCACUACUUAAAAUUAAAGUCGACAAAUAUUCGUCUUACUUGUAUUUAUGAUGAUUUGAUAUCAUAACGAAAAAAUCAAUUUUCUCUGCAAUGAAAUAAUAUAGCUUUCAAAAAGCAUGUAUCAUGUAUUUUCGUAACUUAAUGACUGGUAAACGAAAAGAAAAAGCCACACCAAUAUUCAAGCCACCGAGAUUUUAGUGGUUUUUGCAUAUUUCAAUUUUCAUAGGUUUGUCUAACUUUUUCUAAACAUACUUUUCACUACGAAAAUAUCAUGUGAAUAUAUUAAAAACAACAAUGUUAAAAAUAACUCGACAAACUCUUUCCUAUUGUGAAGCAAAAGUAUGACAAAAAAAUAUAAUUGCUUGAUUUUCAAAAUGAGGACACCUGAAUAUAUUUUGUUUUUCUAUGCUUUAUGAUAAGGAAUACGUCAUAAAAAUAAUCGCGUGAAAACAUAAACCAAUAAUAAUUUUUGUUUUUUUACAUUUUGUUGCUCUUCAUAUACAAAUUAUACAUAUGCAAAUCGUGGUUAUUCAUUGGACCAUUUUAAUUAUUAUAUAAAAAUAUUCGAGGUAUAAAACAAUAUGAGUAACAUAUUAUUUUACGAAAAAAAAGCAAAAUUAGAAGUCAGAUUGAUUUAUCUAUGAGAUGAAAUAUCUCAAAAAUGAAAUAAUUAUUAAUUAUAUUUUCAUCUUCAAAAAAGUUCUCACAUUACAAUGAUUUGUAUUAUAUUUUAAUCGCGUAAAAACCAACAUCAAUGAAAAUAUAUUUUUCCGACAGACAUCACUCACUCAUAUCAUUAUCCUUACUUCUAUAUCAAACCAACCUCUUAUUACGCGAAAAUAGAAACGGUGGACGAGAAUAUUUUUUCAACUAUUUUAUUUUCUAGAAAUAUUCAUUUAGAAUGACGUCCGAUCUUCAAAUAGCAGAGUGGCGUUCACGCACUAAUACUCAACCUACAGCAAUAUGUCUUCCUGGUAUAAGUCAUCAAACUUUUUUUCAUAUUAACGAGCUUAAAAAUCAUGUGAUUACUAAUAAGAAUUCAUCCUGUUUUAUUGUAUUAAUUAUGAAUUUAAAUGAUCAAAAUUCACAUGCACAUUUAGAAGAUCUAAAAUGCCAACAUCAUGUAUUGGCUAUUUUUAUACGCGUAAAACGAAGGUCUAAUUUAAGGUUUGAUGGUGGUAAUGUAUUUUCUGUUGUCAAAGAAAUUAUGGCAUAUAAAAUUAAGUCAACUGUUGUUAAAUUCUUUGAAGAUACAUCGAAAAAAUUAUUAGCUUUGAAUGAGAUUGGUCCUGCAUAUUUUAUUAGGGAGAAAGCUAAUUUUUUUAAACGACAACGCUUUACAAAUGGAAAGAUUGAAGCUUGUCAUGUAUUAAUUAUUCCAUUGAAUACAACUGAUGAAAAUUUAUUUGACUUUCAAGAACGUCUCAUAUAUUUAUGUGAUGCUUUAUUUGGUGAUUAUGAACCAAGAAUUUGUACAAUAUAUGAUUAUUUACCAGCAGACGAAGUUAUUGAUUUUAAUGAAAAACCCGAAGCAGAUAUUCUUUGUAAUUAUGUGAAAAGUCUUUCACCAAUUCGAUUAUAUCUAAUUGGAAAUGAAUUACAUAUUCAAAAUUCAGUAAGUAAAUAUUUCUUGAAAAAUGAAUCAUAUGAUAGUACUACCAAUGAAUAUGAUGGAAAACAUACAUUUGUUGAAAAUGAACCGAUUCGUGAAUCUAUUAAAAUGAAUUUAGUUAAUUUGCUUGAUGUUCGACAACUAUUGACAAAUGUGAUUAUAAAGCGAUUAGAUCAAAUUAAAAAUGAUAUUGAAUUUCCUGCUGCUCUUGAACGUGUCAAUGUGAUUAUUCCCAACCGUGGAUAUGUUGUUAAUAAUGAGCUGCAACAACGAGCUGAAGCUCUUGAAGAAAGUCCUAUCGAGUUUAGUGCUUCGUUUCAUACAAUUACACAAGCUGAAUAUGGUGCUACGGAACAUACUGAUGAUGCGACUCAUGGAGAUAUUAAUAAUAUGAUUCGAUAUGAUCCUACACAACCUUCAUCCUAA
Rotaria sp. Silwood2 is the source of this 3204-nucleotide messenger RNA. The record is from the annotation of a GenBank genome assembly. Lineage: Eukaryota; Metazoa; Rotifera; Eurotatoria; Philodinida; Philodinidae.